Messenger RNA from Solanum lycopersicum (tomato), 1001 nucleotides. RefSeq names its product probable aquaporin TIP5-1. The record is from RefSeq and is a predicted model, not a curated record. Gene Ontology annotation, cellular component: membrane. Lineage: Eukaryota; Viridiplantae; Streptophyta; Magnoliopsida; Solanales; Solanaceae. Gene Ontology annotation, molecular function: water channel activity. Gene Ontology annotation, biological process: transmembrane transport; water transport.
CCACCGAAACCGUCUGUAAGAGAUUUGAGAUUUAGAGCCAAUUGAACUUCUCUUAGUUAAUUCAAUUCUUCUGAUAAGACUAGUAUCAAUUAAUGGCGUCUCUUGCUUCCCGCUUGCAACACUCUGUCACUCCCAAUGCCCUCAGAUCCUAUCUCGCUGAGUUUCUCUCAACUUUCUUUUUCGUCUUUGCCGCUGCCGGUGCUUCCAUGUCCACCAGGAAAAUGGUGCCUGAUGCGACAUCAGAUCCAUCUAGCCUGGUGGCAAUUGCAGUUGCAAAUGCAUUUGCUUUGUCCGUUGCAGUGUAUAUAUCAGCCAAUAUCUCUGGAGGGCACGUGAAUCCCGCUGUCACGUUUGGAAUGGCCGUAGGAGGCCAUAUAAGUAUUCCCAUGUCUAUAUUCUACUGGAUUUCUCAAAUGAUUGGUUCUGUCACCGCUUGCCUUCUUCUCAAAUUCACUAAUCAGCAAGUCCCAACACAUGGAAUUCCCCAAGAGAUGACUGGUUUUGGAGCAGCAGUACUCGAAGGCGUGAUGACAUUUGGUCUAGUGUACACAGUUUAUGCAGCUGCUGAUCCUAGGAGGUGCGUCCAUGCAGCGAUUGGGCCGUUGGCAAUUGGCCUGAUGUUGGGAGCAAACGUCAUGGCUUCGGGGCCAUUUACUGGGGGAUCGAUGAACCCUGCUUACUCAUUUGGCUCUGCUGUUGUCAAAGGGAGCUUCGGGAAUCAAGCAGUGUACUGGAUUGGACCUUUCAUUGGUGCAGCUAUAGCAGGACUUGUGUAUGAUAAUGUGGUCUUCCCUUUACAAGUGACUGAGUCUUUGAGGGGAAUAGGUGGUGGAAUUGUUGCUGUUUAAGUACUGCAUUUUUAUUUUUAUUUUGCUAUUGUUGUGUGUGUAUGUAUGUAUUACUUCUUGUUAGUCUAUAAAAUAGGAUGUUGUUGCCUUCUCUUUAUUAGAGCUUAAUCAUACACUAGUUAGUUGUUUUUGUGAAUUAAGGUUCUUCAAAUA